ACUUUAGGGGAGAUCUCUCUGGCGAGAAGUACUGCUCAGAAAUCUUCCACAGCUUUUCUUCGUUCUGUGUCAAUGGGCACCGAAGUUUUUCGUUUACAAGCCAAGAGUAUUCAACAUCGCUUUCGCCGUGAAGCCUCCGCACCAGCCACGCUACGAAAAAGUUCUCAACGUAACUGUGGUUACCAUAGUCGCCGGCGAUUGCAAAGUCCGAUCGCUGUUCAGGCCAUGCACCAUGAUCGAUGUCAGAGCCGCCUCUGCAAUCAAUCCCCGGGCCCAAACCUUGUCAAGGGUGACGUCAAAAUCCUCAAGCGAGGCGAGAAGUUGAUUUUUGAUAGCGGGUGCUUAGCGGUCGGUGCUUCCAGUGAGAAGCAUAGCGCGGAGGCCAAGAACGAGAAAGAUCUCGAUUUGGUCUUAGAAUCGACGGAUCGGCCGGGUCGGAUCCCGGAGACGAUGCAGAACCACGUUCAGGUUGAUUCGGAAGUAGAGAAAUAUGCAGGACCCGCUUUUCAUGCUUCGCCGUCUCCAAGUUUGGUUCCAGUCCCGCGGUUGCUGAGGAAGAAGCUACGACCAUCAGUGACUUGAUGGUUGUUUGUUCACAAGGUGUCAACAAGCUUCCUUCGGUUGUUGAGUGAGAACACGUGGUCAACUUGCAGGUUCUUUAGUUUUUGUUAUAAUUUGUGCUAGCUUACAGUUUUAUAGACUCAUAGGAAAGAAGCAAAUUUGAGUAGUGAAUUUGAGUUGUGCUCUUUUGUUUUCUUUAGGUCUUCAUUUGUUGUAACUGGUUCUUUUGGGUGUGUGCAUCAUACUCAUACCAUAUCAAUGUAUAUUUGACGCUGAUGUAAUAAAAGAAUUAGUUUGCUCCUUAGCUUU
This is a messenger RNA of Neltuma alba, 870 nucleotides long. RefSeq lists its product as uncharacterized. The transcript has a single exon. The record is from RefSeq and is a predicted model, not a curated record. The coding region runs from base 73 to 582 and encodes 169 amino acids. NCBI's taxonomy places the organism in Eukaryota, Viridiplantae, Streptophyta, Magnoliopsida, Fabales, Fabaceae.